Messenger RNA from Myxozyma melibiosi, 4829 nucleotides. Its product is annotated as ABC-2 type transporter-domain-containing protein. Bases 350 to 4783 code for a protein of 1477 amino acids. NCBI's taxonomy places the organism in Eukaryota, Fungi, Ascomycota, Lipomycetes, Lipomycetales, Lipomycetaceae. The transcript has 4 exons. The record is from RefSeq and is a predicted model, not a curated record. Gene Ontology annotation, biological process: transmembrane transport. Gene Ontology annotation, molecular function: ABC-type transporter activity; ATP hydrolysis activity; ATP binding. Gene Ontology annotation, cellular component: membrane.
GCUCAUAUUACUGCGAUAUGAAAUUCUAAACCGUAGUUUGCAUCCAGUAAAAGGUAAACAGAGCCAUUGUCAGCACCCGCCGCAGCGGUGACAGUCGGGACAACGUUUAGUCCGUCGGGAGGAUGCUGACGUCAGCGGGAGAGCGAGCAGAACACCGGCAGCGCUGCGAACACGCGUGGAGGCCUCAGCGAAGACAGAGAAUCAGCUCAGAAGCAGAGCAGCGGUCGGGGCCGGUUGGGCCGACUCCUUCUUCUUUAUCUUCUUGCUCUUCUUCCCUCUACCUCUUCUCUACCACUCUCCUCUACCACUCUCCUCCCUCUUCACCACCAUCUCUCCACCUCUCUACACAAUGGCAGACCUCGAGGCUCAGGCCCAGUCCGACGACUACUCUCACCUCAGAGACGUCGACCAGACCCACCUCGCCGCCCUCUCCCACACCCUCUCCUCCCGCUCCGCAGACCGCGCAGACCGCGAUCUCUCCCCCGACGACUUCCAGCUCGAGUCCGUCCUCCGCCGCCGCCUCCACGCCAGCGCACAGUCCGGCAUCCUCGACCGCGCCGUCGGCGUCCUCUUCCGCGACCUCUCCGUCCGCGGCAUCGACAUGGCCACCACCUCGCUCUUCACCCUCGGCGAGAUCCUCAUGACCCCCUUCCGCAUCCGCGAGAAGAUCGCCGGCGUACGCAACCGCCAGCUGCGCUUCCUGAUCCAGCACACAAACGGCCUCGUCAACAAAGGCGAGAUGCUCCUCGUCCUCGGCCGUCCCGGCGCUGGCUGCUCGACCUUCCUCCGCACAAUCGCGGGCGAGGUCGAGUCCUACGUCGACGUCGACGGGACGCUGCUCUACGACGGCAUCGACCAGCAGACAAUGAAAGCUCGGUUCCGCGGCGACCUGCUUUAUUCCGCUGAAACCGACGAACACUUCCCGACGCUCAACGUCGACCAGACGCUCUCCUUCGCAGCUGACAUCAAAGCCCCCCAGCUCAGGCCCGGCGCCGUCUCCCGCAAGCAGUAUGUCGCCGACGUGCGCGACACCCUCGCCACCGUCUUUGGCCUCACGCACACCUUCCACACCCCCGUCGGCGACGACUACGUCCGCGGCGUCUCCGGCGGCGAGCGCAAGCGCGUCUCGCUCGCUGAGGUCCUCGCCGGUCGCGCGCAGCUCGUGUGCUGGGAUAACUCUACGAGGGGGCUGGAUGCCUCGACUGCGCUGGAAUACACGCACACCAUCCGCACGACGACGAAUUUGCUCAAGAAUACUGCCAUCGUGGCAAUCUACCAGGCGGGCGAAAACAUCUACCGGCUCUUUGACAAGGUCACCGUCUUGUAUCUCGGGCGGCAGGUCUACUUUGGCCCCGUUGCCGAGGCUCGAGCUUACUUUGAGCGCAUGGGAUACUACUGUCCUCCCCGUCAGACCACCGCUGAAUUCCUGACUGCCGUCACUGAUCCCGCCGGCCGCUUCCUGCGCUCGGACGCGCCCAAAGACGUGCCCGUCACCGCCGACCAAUUCGAAGCCUACUGGCACAACUCGCCCGAAUACCAGCGCGUCGUCGCAGAGGUCGAGCAAGCCAUCAGCGCCUGCAACCCCGACGAGAACCUCAAGCUCCUCAACGAGUCUGCCUCGCAGGAGCGCGCGGGAUUCGCCAAGCGUCAUGAUUCGCCUUAUGUGCUUUCCUUUGCGCAGCAGCUUCGCGUACUUAUCCGUCGCGGGUUCGAACGCCAGAAAGGAGACCGCGCGUACAUGAUUGCAAACGUGUUUGCUUCCAUCUUCCAGUCUCUAAUCACCGGCUCGCUCUUCUACAACAUCCCCCACACCUACGCCGGAUCAUUCUCCCGCGGCGGUGUACUCUUCUUCUCUGUCCUCUUCUUCACGCUCAACUCGCUCGCAGAGAUGGCCGUGCUUUAUCCCCAGCGCAAGAUCGUCGACAAGCAGCGCCGGUACGCGUUCUACCAUCCCGGCGCUGAAGCACUCGCCUACAUGAUCACCGCGAUGCCCGUCAAGAUGGUCUCUGUCACAAUCUUCACUCUCAUCCUCUACUUCAUGACGAACCUCAAUCGCACGCCCGGACAGUUUUUCUUCCUCUACCUGAUUGUCAAUGUCACGACCUUCACCAUGACUGCUUUUUUCCAGAUGAUUGCGUCGUACACGCCCUCGCUCGAGGCGGCUAAUGCCGUCGCGGGACUGUUUUUGAUGAUGGUCUUUAUCUACGCGGGAUACCUGAUCCCCCGGCCGUUCAUGAAAGUGUGGUUCGGGUGGCUUUCGCGGGCGAAUCCGCUCGCGUACGCCUUUGAGUCGCUGAUGGCCUCUGAAUUUCACGGAUCAGAGUACAGCUGCACUGAAGUUCUGAUUCCUCAAGGAAGUGCCGCGUACGAUGCCAUACCCCUCGCCAACAAGGUCUGCGCGGCCACCGGCUCGCGACCGGGUCGGGACUAUAUCCUUGGCGACGACUACAUCGGCGACGCGUUCGAGUACAAGUGGUCGCAUGCGUGGCGCAACUUUGGCCUGCUGAUUGUGUUUGCGAUCGGGUUUGUCGUUCUGUACGCGAUCGGAUGCGAGAUCCGGAAGCCGAGCGGCACUCAAGGCGACGUGUUGAUCUUCAAGCGCGGGCAUGUGCCUGAAGAGGAAGAACUCAAGCGCCGGCAGCAGCAGGGCGGGAACGCGGAUCUUGACGGGCGCGCGGCGGCGGUGGUCGAGGUCGAGAGCGAGAGCGAGAAACCGGGCUUGUCUGACUCGUCUGAUUCGGGCUCAAAGACCGCCGUGGCACUCGACGAGGAGGCGAUGCUCGGCAAGCUGCCAUCGAGAGUGAACAGCACGCUGCAGAUGAACGAGAUCUUCUCGUGGCAGAACGUCAACUACACCGUCACGCUCGACGACGGCGAGAAGCGGCAGCUGCUGUGCGACGUGCAGGGAUAUACAAAACCCGGCACGCUGACGGCGUUGAUGGGCGAGUCUGGCGCGGGCAAGACGACGCUGCUCAACACGCUUGCGCAGCGAAUCGACGUCGGCGUGAUCUCGGGCGGCAUGCUGGUGGACGGCAAGGCGUUGAACGCGGGGUUCAAGCGGCGCACGGGAUACGUGCAGCAGCAGGACAUGCACGUUGCCGAGUCGACUGUGCGCGAGUCUUUGCGGUUUGCGGCGCUGCUGCGGCAGCCCGCGACGGUGCCGAUCGCGGAGAAGUACGAGUACGUCGAGACCGUGAUUGAGAUGCUCGGCAUGGAAGCCUACGCGGAAGCGAUUGUCGGAUCUCCCGGCAGCGGGCUGAAUGUCGAGCAGCGCAAGAAGCUGUCGAUUGGGGUUGAGCUUGCGUCGAAGCCGUCGCUGUUGCUGUUUCUGGACGAGCCCACGUCCGGGCUGGAUUCGCAGUCGGCGUGGGCGGUUGUGCAGCUGCUGCGCAAGCUGGCGAACGCGGGCCAGUCGAUCCUGUGCACGAUCCAUCAGCCGUCUGCGACGCUGUUUGAGCAGUUUGACAAGCUCCUGUUGCUGAAGAAGGGAGGCCAGACCGUGUACUUUGGCGAGAUUGGCGAUAACUCGCGUAAGGUGAUUGAGUACUUUGAAGGGCAGGGCGCGCCCAAGUGCGGGUCCGAGGAGAACCCGGCUGAGUAUAUCCUGAACUGCAUCGGAGCUGGCGCGACCGCGGUCGUCGAUCGCAACUGGUACGAGGUUUGGCAGCGGUCGACAAACUACGAGGCGCUAACGCGAGAGAUUGCGGAGCUGCACGCGGAGCUGAGUCAACUGCCAGCCAAAGAAGUUGGCAAGGAGUUCACGGGCAAGUUUGCGGUUCCGUGGACGACGCAGGCGCUGGCGGUGGUGAUUCGCACGUACCAGACGUACUGGCGGUCGCCGAGCUACCUGAUGGCCAAACUGAUGCUUCUCAUCACCGGCGGCCUCUUUGUCGGCUUUUCGUUCUGGCAUAACGAGUUUUCGGUGCAGGGCGUGCAGAAUCUGAUUUUCGGAGUGUUUCUGCCGAUCGUGCUGGCGGCGCCGUUGAUUAAUCAGUUGCAGCCGCGGGCGAUCGAGAUCAGAGAGCUGUACGAUGUGCGCGAGGCGGCGUCGAAUACCUAUCACUGGAGCGCGCUGCAGCUGUCGAUGCUGCUGGUCGAGAUCCCGUACAAUAUCUUGUUCACGACGGUGUUUUACUGCUGCUACUAUUUCCCUGCAGACUACUUCCGCGAGGCGUCGCGGGCGGGAUACUUUUACUUUAGCUACGCGAUCCUCUACACGAGCUUCUGGACGACGUUUGGGCUUGCAAUCACGACGUUUGUGCCGGAUGCGGCGACGGCGAAUAUCGCGACGUCGGUGUUUUUCAGUAUGAUUUUGUCGUUUGCGGGGUUCUUUCAGCCGCCGAGCAUGUUUCCUGGGUUUUGGGUGUUUAUGUAUAGGAUUUCGCCUCAUACGUAUUUUCUGCAAUCGCUGCUUGGGACGGUGCUGCACGGGGGAAAGAUUACAUGCAAAGAGAAUGAAUUCAACAUCUUCACGCCGCCGGGCUCGAUGACCUGCUACGAGUACGCGGGCGAGUUCACGGAGCAAGCGGGCGGGUACCUGAACAACCCGAACGCGACGUCGAACUGCGAGUUUUGCAAGUGGCAGGUGGCGGACCAGUACCUCGAGACCGUCGGGGUGAAUUACGGGCAGCGAUGGCGCAACGUGGGGAUUGAGAUCGGGUUUGUGCUGUUUAAUGUGUUUUUCAUGUUUGCUGGGUUCUAUCUGUUUAGGGUGAUGAAGUGGAGGCGGCCGGGGUUCUUGAGGAGGGAGAAGAAGGAGGAGGAGAAGAAGGUUGAGGUGUAGAGUAGCUGUAAUGUGUAAUACUGAAUAUAAACUGUUAUAAAGAUGU